AGCAGUUAAACAGGGAGGUGAAACGGCUGUGAUCAUGCCUUUCCUGGCUGUCACCUUCAAUUCUGAAUAUGUGGUCCGUUUCAGUUAGCGUGGAAGCAUACACAUUGAUCACUUGCAUGUGACAAUUCAACCCAGCUGCAGCUCACCAUGAACACAAAAUCAUGUGUGUUUGUGCUCCAACUCUCCAGGAUGGGGUUCAGACUUUGUGCAUCCAAAGCCCCACACCGCAAUGCUGGUGCCUUGAGUUUAACAGCAGUGACUUCCACUCGUCUUCCACAUAUUUCCCCCCUCUCACCAGUACACUGCAGACACUACUGCAGCAGCAGCAGCAUCAAGGUGCGCAGCUAUCUUCAGUACAUAAAACACAAAAUCAUCCCCCCUCCCAGUCCUCCGUACAGUCAUGUAUGCCAAGUUGGGGACCCAGUGCUGCGAUCACAUGCGGCUGAUGUUGAUCCAGCAACUAUAACAAGCCCUGAGAUCCAAAAGGUCAUCAGCACUGUAGUGAAAGUGAUGCGGAAACUAGAGUGUGUGGGACUUAGUGCGCCUCAGAUUGGCGUGCCACUCCGCAUUCUGGCCCUGGAAUAUCCCGAAAAGAUGUUGGAAGAAAGUCCGCCUUCAUGGAAGGAGGCCCGGGGUCUUUCCGCCCAGCCCCUGAGGAUCUUUGUCAACCCCCAGCUGAGGGUCCUCGAUGGACGGACUGUGUUCUUCCAGGAGGCCUGUGAGAGCAUCUCAGGCUUCUCUGCCACUGUUCCUCGCUACCUGUCUGUGGAAGUGUCUGGUCUGAAUGAGAAGGGUGAAGCGGUCACGUGGCAGGCCAGCGGCUGGCCAGCUCGUAUCCUCCAGCACGAGAUGGACCACCUUGAAGGGGUCCUCUACAUCGACCGCAUGGACAGUAAGACCUUCAUCAACAUCAACUGGCCGUCAUACAAUGAAUAGAAGACAAACAUCAGUACAAAAACCUGUAUAGAAACUGAUGGCACGCAGUGAUUUUGAUUGCUGGUUUUGGUUGGAAUAAGAGAUCAAUACUGGGAUAAUUGUGAACCGUCAACUGCAAAUCCAUCACAGGAAGUAUUUUUGUGGUGCUAAAACUCAAAAGCAAUGCUCUUGUAGUGCAAGACAAGAGAGCCAUGUUCUGUGGACCUUAGGUCUGUGUUUGAUGAAUAAAGAGGACAAUAUGUUCAUGAUAAAAUGAAUGAAUUAUCAAUGUCUGCCACCACCUGAAUGAAUAAACACAACUGUGAUACUAGCAAAUGAUA
This is a messenger RNA of Centropristis striata (black sea bass), 1256 nucleotides long. It is a transcript of the gene pdf, whose product is annotated as peptide deformylase, mitochondrial. Gene Ontology annotation, biological process: peptidyl-methionine modification; N-terminal protein amino acid modification. The transcript has 3 exons. Gene Ontology annotation, cellular component: mitochondrion. The coding region runs from base 148 to 936 and encodes 262 amino acids. The record is from RefSeq and is a predicted model, not a curated record. Gene Ontology annotation, molecular function: peptide deformylase activity. NCBI's taxonomy places the organism in Eukaryota, Metazoa, Chordata, Actinopteri, Perciformes, Serranidae.